This is a messenger RNA of Mobula hypostoma (lesser devil ray), 1649 nucleotides long. RefSeq names its product serine/arginine-rich splicing factor 5-like. Gene Ontology annotation, molecular function: mRNA binding. Gene Ontology annotation, cellular component: cytoplasm; nucleus. The coding region runs from base 600 to 1385 and encodes 261 amino acids. The transcript has 8 exons. NCBI's taxonomy places the organism in Eukaryota, Metazoa, Chordata, Chondrichthyes, Myliobatiformes, Myliobatidae. The record is from RefSeq and is a predicted model, not a curated record.
UCCGAGGGAGGCCCGGAUCCUUUCCUUUCCCCUUAAGUGGGCCCACUCUCGGGCAGGGUUAGGGUCGUCUGGUUUUUGUUGCGUAGGAGGUCCGUCCUUCGGUGAUGACCACUGGGCCGGGCGGAAGGGUCCUAGCCCCAGGCGUCGACGAUCCCCCUUCUUCACCCGUCCCGACCCCAGCAGCCUCACUUUUUUUUAAUGGACUUGGGGGAAGGGGUCGUCUUGUUACGUUGCCUUUGCUAUUAACUGGAUGGGAAUUACUGUAACCUGGUUAAUUUUCAGUCCUGUCCCCUCAGUAAACCCGGGCCUCCUGUUAUCUGCAGCCUACAGCAGUAAAAUUCUCCAUCUGCUCAACUCCACGCGCUGAUAUCUCCCUUCUACUCCCAGUUUGCAAGCCUGUCAGUUUAUCUACCAGGUUCUGUCUAUAAACGUUUGCAGACCGUUGCCUUUUAAAAAAACUUUACCAUCUUCUUGAAUGAUGAAGAUUGGUACUGGUCUAUUAUUGUCAGAUGUAUCAAGAUACAGUGGAAAACUCGCCUUUAAUACUGUUCAUACACAGCGCAUUGAUGUAGAAUAAGUUGUAUUCUAGGUCGGUAAAGAUGAAUGCUCGGGUAUUCAUUGGCAGACUGAGCCCGUAUGCCACUGAAAAAAAUGUGGAGAGGUUCUUCAGAGGAUAUGGACGAAUUAAGGAAAUUGAUUUGAAGAAUGGAUUUGGAUUUGUGGAGUUUGAAGAUUACAGAGAUGCAGAGGAUGCUGUUUAUGAACUAGAUGGAAAAGAGUUGUGCAAUGAAAGAGUGACAGUUGAACAUGCCAGAGCACGUAAUAGAGGAGGACGAGGACGAUAUCAAGGUUUUUUUAGCCAAAGCUAUCAAUAUAGUUCUGGAAGAAGUGGACCGCCAGUUCGCACUGAAAACAGAGUUAUUGUUGAGAAUCUAUCUUCCAGAGUUAGCUGGCAGGAUCUGAAAGAUUUUAUGAGGCAGGCUGGAGAAGUUACCUUUGCAGAUGCACACAGGCACAAGAUGAACGAAGGAAUUGUGGAGUUUGCCUCCUAUAGUGAUGUGAAAAAUGCUCUUGAAAAGCUCUCUGGUGCAGAGCUCAAUGGAAGAAGGAUCAGAGUGAUUGAGGAACGUAAACAACGCAGGUCUCGUAGUAGGUCUCGUUCUCGUAGUCGAAGUUCUUCCAGAUCUCACUCCAGGGGCCGCAAGUCCUAUAGUCGUUCCAGGAGCAGGAGCCGGAGCAGGAGUAGGAGCCGCAGCCGCAGCAGGUCCCAUUCUGAUAGUAGAUCACCUGCUCCUGCUAAGGAGCAGGGAGGUCAUUUGUCAAUGACCUCUGGAGACCAUGAAAGGUCACGUACACGAUCACCUUCUGUUGAGAGUACAGAUUAAGCUUGUUGAUGUGGAUCUGAAUGGGUGAAAGUUGAUGCAAAGAAAAAGUCUAAAAAAUGCACAUCUUAAAUUUGUUAACUGAAGUUGUUACAUUUAAUGAGCUGCAUUCAUUUAACUUGUCACUUACAGAAGAAAAUUACUCAUUUACUUUUUAGAUUUCUCUGGCAAUGGAUCCAAUUCCUUUUUUUACUUUUGGUAUUAAAUGUAAUAUGUAAAUUACAUUUUUCUUACGUACUCCUUUUAAAUAAAGAAUGUACAUAGUUA